CAGCCUUUCUUCAGGCUCCUGAACCUGCGCAAGCUGGGCCUGAGCGACAAUGAGAUCCAGAGGCUUCCCCCCGAGGUGGCCAACUUCAUGCAGCUGGUGGAGCUGGACAUCUCCCGCAAUGACAUUCCAGAAAUUCCUGAAAGCAUCAAAUUCUGCAAAUCCCUGGAAAUCGCAGACUUCAGUGGGAAUCCUCUCUCCAGGCUUCCUGAGGGCUUCACCCAGCUCCGGAGCUUGGGCCACUUGGCCUUGAAUGAUGUGUCCCUGCAGAGCCUCCCCACUGACAUUGGGAAUUUGGCAAACCUGGUGACUUUGGAGCUACGUGAGAACCUGCUAAAGACUCUCCCCACUUCACUCUCCUUCCUUGUCAAGUUAGAGCAGUUGGAUCUCGGUGGCAAUGACCUGGAAGUACUGCCGGACACUCUGGGCGCGCUCCCAAACCUGCGCGAGCUUUGGCUGGACCGGAACCAGCUCUCGGCCCUGCCUCCGGAGCUGGGCAACCUCCGCCGACUGGUCUGUCUGGAUGUGUCGGAGAACAAGCUGGAGCAGCUGCCCAACGAGGUCAGUGGGCUGGUGGCACUGACGGACUUGCUGCUGUCACAGAACCUGCUGGAAUGCAUUCCGGAUGGGAUCGGUCAGCUGAAGCAGCUCUCCAUCCUCAAGGUGGACCAGAACCGGCUGACAGACGUGACAGAGUCAAUUGGGGACUGUGAAAAUCUGUCAGAGCUCAUCUUGACCGAGAACAUGCUGACGGCCUUGCCCAAGUCCCUGGGCAAACUGGCCAAGCUGACGAACCUGAACGUGGACCGGAACCGUCUGACGGCGCUGCCGGCGGAGAUCGGGGGCUGUGCCAACCUCAACGUGCUGUCCCUGCGGGACAACCGCCUGGCACUGCUGCCCCCCGAGCUGGCCAACACCACCGAGCUCCACGUCCUGGACGUGGCUGGGAACAGGCUGCAGAACCUGCCCUUUGCUUUGACAAAUCUUAAUCUGAAAGCCCUGUGGCUGGCAGAAAACCAGUCCCAGCCCAUGCUGAAAUUCCAAACCGAAGAUGAUGAAAAGACAGGAGAAAAGGUUCUCACUUGCUACCUUCUCCCUCAGCAGCCCUCUCCCAGCCUGGAGAACCUCCUGCAGAACAGUGUGGACGAGAGCUGGACGGACACCAACUUAAACAGAGUCAGUGUCAUCCAGUUCCUGGACGAACCCAAAGGAGAUGAUGAUGAGGAGUCUGGAGCUGAGAGACGGGGCCUGCAACGCCGAGCCACCCCUCACCCCAGCGAGCUGAAGGUGAUGAAGAAGGUGAUCGAAGUUCGGCGUAACGAGGUGAACGCCGCAAAGGCCGAUGCUGACCUCAACUCUCCUAACUCAGAAGAGAAGAGGCUGAGUGCCACGUCGAACCGCAGUGAGGACUCCCACGUGUCCACCAGCACUGCCUCUGCAGACUGCAGGGCAGAGGAGGGGGACCGGGGCUGGCCCAACGGGCAGGUGCCCAACGUGCGGGAGCUGGAGAAGGAGGCAAAGCCCAGAGCAGAAGAGGAGCAUAAGGAAGCUGCUGGCCAGGAGGAGGAAGAUGUGGAAGUGGAAUACAAUGAGCCCACUGUACACUUUGCUGAGGACACACUGAUACGGAGUGAGGAUGAGGAUGAAGAUGAAGAGCGACCAUUCCCAGUGGAGAAGCAGAGGCUUAUCCGCAAGGACACGCCCCAUUAUAAGAAACACUUCAAGAUCACUAAACUGCCCAAGCCAGAGGCAGUGGUGGCACUUCUGCAGGGGCUGAACAGCGACGGGGUCCCUAAAGAGGAAGAGGAGUUGGGAGGCUGCAAUAACAACACAGAGCCCGAGGAACAGGAGGAAGCAUGGGAUGAGGAUGACAGAAAGAAUGGAGCUUUGUCUGCUCAGCCGUCCGUGAAGGGGGUGUCGUUUGAUCAAGCCAAUAAUCUGCUGAUUGAACCUGCUCGCAUUGAGGAGGAAGAGCUGACACUGACCAUCGUGCGGCAGACGGGGGGGCUGGGCAUCAGCAUCGCGGGGGGCAAGGGCUCCACCCCCUAUAAGGGGGACGAUGAGGGCAUCUUUAUUUCCCGUGUGUCCGAAGAGGGUCCUGCGGCUCGCGCAGGGGUCCGUGUUGGGGACAAGCUUCUGGAGGUGAACGGCGUGUCCCUGCACUGUGCCGAGCAUCACGUGGCCGUGGAAGCGCUGCGAGGGUCGGGAAGCUCCGUGUCCAUGACGGUGCUGCGGGAGCGGAUGGUGGAGCCGGAGAACGCCAUCACCGUCACCCCACUGCGCCCCGAGGAUGACUACAGCCCCCGGGAGCGGCGCGGGGGGCUGCGCUUCCCUGAGCGCCCCGAGGGAGCCCCUGCCACCGAGAGAUAUUCCACCUGCCUCAUGCGCAACGAGAAGGGCCUGGGCUUCAGCAUCGCCGGCGGCAAGGGCUCCACUCCCUACCGGGCUGGGGACACGGGGAUCUUCAUCUCCCGGAUCGCAGAGGGUGGUGCAGCCCACCGGGACGGAAUCCUGCACAUCGGAGACCGGGUCAUCUCGAUCAAUGGGGUAGACAUGACAGAAGCCAGGCAUGAUCAGGCCGUAGCGCUGCUUACCGCGGCCUCCCCCACCAUCGUGCUGCUGGUAGAGAGAGAGGGCUCGGAGCAGCCCGGCGAGGGAGCCUCGCCCGGCGCGCCCCGCGUGCGCAUGCACUCCCCCCCGCCGCCCCCCGGCCCCGGGGACAGCCCGCCCCAGGAGACGCCCGCGCCGCAGAGGAACCACCUCUCCAAAGGGCUGGAGGACCAGUACCCCAUCGAGGAGAUUCAUCUGGUGAAAGCGGGUGGUCCCCUGGGCCUCAGCAUCGUCGGAGGCAGUGACCAUUCCAGCCAUCCCUUUGGGAUUCAUGAGCCAGGGGUCUUCAUCUCCAAGGUCAUUCCCCGGGGGCUGGCGUCGCGCAGCGGGCUCCGCGUCGGGGACAGGAUCCUGGAGGUGAACGGCAUCGACCUGCGCCACGCCACCCACCAGGAAGCGGUGAACGCGCUGCUCUCCAACGCCCAGGAGCUCACCAUGCUGGUCCGGAGGGACCCGCCCCCGCCUGGCAUGCAGGAAAUAUGCAUUGAAAAGGCUCCAGGAGAGAAGCUGGGCAUCAGCAUCCGGGGUGGAGCCAAGGGCCAUGCUGGCAAUCCGUUUGAUCCCACCGAUGAAGGCAUCUUCAUUUCCAAGGUGAGCUCCUCCGGGGCUGCAGCCCGGGAUGGCCGCCUGAAGGUGGGGAUGCGGAUCCUGGAGGUGAAUCACCAGAGCCUGCUGGGAAUGACGCACACGGAAGCGGUGCAGAUCCUCCGAGGGGUGGGCGACGCGCUCCUCGUGCUGGUGUGUGACGGCUUCGACCCCAAGGCUGCAGCUGCCAUCGAGAUGUCCCCAGGAAUCAUUGCAAACCCUUUUGCUGCUGGCAUUGGGCGCAAGAACAGCCUAGAGAGCAUCUCCUCCAUUGACCGGGAUUUGAGCCCUGAGGAACUGGAGAUCCUGCAGAAGGAGAUGGAAAUGGUGAGAGAAGCAACUCAGUGGGAGAGAGAAGAAAUGGAGAAAGUGGAGCGGAUGCGUAGGGAGCGGGAGGCAGCCACGCAGCAGCUUGAGGAGGAGGUGGAGAGCAUCCCCAGUGAACCCCUGCGCCUGGACUACCGGACCCUGGCAGCGCUGCCCAGCAGUGGCCUGCAGAGAGGCAACCGUGCUGCUCCUGUGGGCGAGUCUGGGACAGGAAAUUCCAGGCGUGAAACCCCCUAUUCUCCCAGUAAUCCACAGGCUUCCAUUAACUUCAUUACGUCGCAAGAUGACAGUAAAUCACAGACCAAGCCCGGCGUCAUUCAGCCUCUGUCCCGCGUGCGACAAAGUGCUGCCUCACACACUGCGGAGGAGGGGGACAGCCCCAACCCCUUCCAGCAGCCCGAGCCAUGCUUCAGGAUCCACAACUCUCAAAAACCACCGUCGCCACCCUCCCCUGACGAGGUCCCCAUCAAUGUCAAGCAGGCCUACAAGACCUUCGCAGCAGUGCCCCUGUCCCACCCGCUGCUCGGGACACAGGAAUUGUCUGGUCAGAGCAGCACAGAGAACACCAAAAUGGCCUCGGAGGAGGCCGUGCACAGGCCCGGGGGACAGCACAGCCCCGAGCAAAGGUCCUUCCGUGAGAGGCAGAAGUAUUUUGAGAUCGAAGUGAAGCAGCAGCACCUGGACAAGCCUCCCAAGCGUGUGUCCUUGGUGGGGGAGGACGACCUGAAGAAAAUGAAGGAGGAAGAAGCCCGCAAGCUGCAGCAGCAGCGAGCCCUUCUGUUGGAGGAGGAGGCCGAGGAGGAGGAAGAGGAGGUGAGGCAGGUGCCCGAGGCCGUGCAGUCCAGUGUCAUCAUCGAGGGUGUCGAGUACAAGGUCGAGAGGCUGAAUGGAAGGGGCAUCCAGGCUCCAGCAGCUCGGCCCUCGGAGCUCAGUGAGAACAGCAACUUGCAGAGGAAUUCUCUGGAAGAGGGGAUUAAACCUGAGCAGAGAACCAACUCCAUGUCAGGGCUGAGCCCGUCGUUCCCGGGGGAUCCCGGCGCUCCGGUGCGGACGGCCAAGGCCGAGCGGCGGCACCAGGAGCGGCUGCGGAUGCAGAGCCCGGAGCUGCUGAGCGGGCAGGAGAAGGAGAAGGAGCUGUCUCCAGCGGAGCGCCGGGCGCUGGAGGCUGAGAAACGGGCCAUGUGGAGGGCAGCACGAUCCUCAGCUCUUGAAGACAGUAUUAAACAGUACGAGCAGGAUCUGGCCAGGAAGCUGUACCAGUCCCGGCAGUGGGCAUCUGCUCCUGGGGCCAGGCCAGCUCAGAUGUCUAGCCCAGUGCAGAGUCACGCCUCAAGAAUCCCUGGGUCAGGAGGCCAAUCCAGGAUGAAAUCACUGGAACAGGACGCUCUUAAAGCCCAAAUGGUUAUUGCCAAGUCCAAGGAGGGGAAGAAACGCAGCACACUGGAGCAGCUGGCAGAGUCACCGUCGCCCGCUCCGACGCCGUCCCCAACGCCGCUGGAAGAUUGCAGCCCCAGGAACGUCACUUCCCCGGGAAGGCUGUCCAUGUCUGAAAAGAAGUUUGACUACCGGGAAUUUGCUGCUAUUCCUUCCUCCAAACCUGUUUACGAAAUCCAGUCACCUGAUGCAGCUGAUGACCUCAGAUACGUCGACGACCGAAAUAAUUCAGUUCCCCGGGAGCAGGAUGGACAGCCAGAGGAAGAGGACACGUUAGGAACACGGGAUCCAUCAGCACCAACUCCCUCAGCCCUGGAGGACAUGGCCCUGUACAGCAGCAAGCGCAAGCUCCGACACAGCCGGCGCAGUUUGGAGACCGCUGUCCCCACGUAGGUGACCCGACACACCCGGGCGAUGGACAAGCCCGGCACAGCCCUUCCAAGCUUCCCGUGCUCCAGGGACAGCACCGGGCUGCCACCCUGCUGCCUCCAGACUGGAUGGGACCUGAGCACCCCGGGAGCUCUGUGGCCAACUGACUCCUCCGAGGCUGUGAACCACCCUCGUUUCUCACCCGACAGCGCACUGGGGCACGUCCCAAAAACGGGGCAACACUGGACUGACUGCUGGCAGAUGGAGAGGAGGGGUGGGCAGGACAGUGGGCAGCUCGUUAGCCUGUAAAUAUUGUGUGUGGGGAAGGGUAGGACAGGGAGAAUGUAGGAGUGUGAGAGUGUGUUGGGCUCCAGCUGUUACUGCCUCAACUUCAUUUUUGUAGUGGUUAAAAGGAGCUUUUCCUCUGGUGGGAAUCAGGAGGAAGGUCCAGCCUGCCUUUACUCCUAUUUAAUUUUCAGUUUUUUGCCAAAAAGCAUCUCCUCCCACACUUCCUGCACUGUGUCACCUCACUUCCCUUUGGGAGCGUGUGGGAAUGGGAAGCUUGGAGGCAAAAAAAAAAAGGAAACACAAAGGAAAAAAAAACCUGCAAAAUUCCAGCAAAGUGCCUCCCUCUGCCACUGACACUCUGUGCUCAAGGAACAUGCCAAAGCCUGGGCCAGCUCUGAGCCACCUGCCUCUGUCCUGGUGGGACACUGCUCCUGCUGGGACUCUGUGCAGUCCUGGGGACAGGUCCUUCCCUGGAUGGACACGUCACUGUGUGUGAGCAGCUCCACGAGCACACAAGUGUCAGAGGAGGCCAGGCUCUGUGUUCUGUAGCACUGGGACUGAACUGGUGGACUGGGGCAGGAAUGGGACGGAGCCAACAGCUGUAGCAGGGGUUUGGGGGGGUGUGACAGCAGUGGGGAGCAGGAUAGUUGGGGUAGGACACGGUGGCAGAGGUGGGAGGUGUGACAGCAGUACCUUAGUGGGUAGGAUUCAGAAACUGGGAAUGGGUAGGACGUGGUGUUGCUGGGGUCAGGUUGGGAAUUACGGGGUCUUACAGGUAGGAAAUCUGGUGGGGAGUCCACAGUGUCCAUGGCUGGCUGCGAGGUGCAGUGGGGUGUCACGGGGUGCCUGGCGUGGGGCUGGCAGGGAGCACCAGGAGCACCACGGAGCAGGAUGGGGCUGGCCUGUGCCUUGCAAUAACUACACAGUUCCACUUUGCCAGCUUGUUGGCUUCAGGCCCCUUUCCGUGGAGAACAGGGACAAUGAAUGUUUGCCCAUGCAAGAGGGAAAAAGGAAAAUGAAAAAUGAGCAGGGAUGUGAGUCCUGGGUGUGAGUUCUGGUUUCCACAUGUGGAACGAGGGCUGAGAGCAGGUUCUGUAUCACGUGAGCUCUGCAGAUGUGGAGGUCACAGCUGCUGCUCCCAGCUUUGCCAUCAACCUCUGCUGCCACUACUGAGGGGAAACAGCCCUUUUCUUUUUUUUUUUUUUCACUGCCUCUAACUGGGAGGAAGGUCCGAGGUUGGCCCGAUCCCAUUCCCCGUCCAUUGGUGCUCUCUGACUCCCCAGCAAGACCAGGGUUGGACCUUGAGCCUCACAGUGGCUGGGCAGCAACAGGCACAUCUGCUUGUACAUUUGCUGAAGGAAAGAACUGGAUGCAGUUUUUUUGUUGAGCCUCUCCCUUCAUGCCAAAAUCCAGUGGAUCAUUUUAACUGGCACCGUAUGCUUUGAUUUUACAGAUCUGUGAAGGGGGAACUCUGAUAAUCUCUCACUGCAGCCAUGGCUGCUUCCAUCAUCAGCAAUUUGAGCUUUUCCUUUUUAAAUCUAAUUUUAGCAUUUGCUUUUUAACAACAGCAGUUUUGGAAACAAUCCUGGCUGGGUUUUGGUGACUAACUUGUGAUUCUUCUCUCCUUUCCCUGUGCGGUACCUGGUGCCAGGCUCUGGGUUCUUUCCCGUUCUCUCCCAAGAGACUCCAAGGGAAAAUUAGCGCAUCAAGACUGUAACUAGUGAAAUUUGUACAACCAAAGAAAUCUAUUUUGUGGUUCAAGGAUAAUAAAGUUUACUUUACAUUUUAGA
Molecule: messenger RNA, 7400 nt
Organism: Corapipo altera (White-ruffed manakin)
Lineage: Eukaryota; Metazoa; Chordata; Aves; Passeriformes; Pipridae
Gene: SCRIB
Product: scribbled planar cell polarity protein
Exons: 43
Coding region: 88-5346 (1752 amino acids)
Biological process (GO): neurotransmitter receptor transport postsynaptic membrane to endosome; neurotransmitter receptor transport, endosome to postsynaptic membrane
Cellular component (GO): postsynaptic density; postsynaptic membrane; adherens junction
Molecular function (GO): protein binding
Source: RefSeq, a predicted model, not a curated record